Molecule: messenger RNA, 1850 nt
Organism: Solenopsis invicta (red fire ant)
Lineage: Eukaryota; Metazoa; Arthropoda; Insecta; Hymenoptera; Formicidae
Exons: 8
Coding region: 628-1710 (360 amino acids)
Source: RefSeq, a predicted model, not a curated record
AAUAACCAUAAUACCUUCUUCUUUAUUACUAACGUAAUAAAGAAACAUAUUCUUAUUUAAAAGGUUUAGAAUCUUUUUUAAUUACAUAUUAUAAAUUAGAGAACAAAAGGCAAGGUGAGGAUAUAAUUAUUUGUAUUUAGCCCGAUAGAUUAAAAGGUCGUUAUUUGUUUCGGUCGGCCGUGCGGCGCGUUUUGGAAUAUAUGGAAUGGAUAACAGAAGAAUUGGUAGUCGAGGAAAUUAGCGAUGAUGUAACAAUUAACAUUAGAAUGGCUCAACAAAAACAUAAAAUUGAAAAAAAAUCACUCACAUUAAAGGUAAUCGACGAAGCAUGUGCGUAGAAAAUCUAUCUACACUAAAAAUAUAUAAAUAAGAAUAAAGAAUCAGUUUUGUAAUGUGUAAAAAACAUAUCACUGAUUUAAGGAUCGAUCAAUACUAUUAGUGAGACCAUCUGAAAGAUCUUCCGCAGAUAAAACGUACAUAUACGAUCUUAUCACAAAGUUCCGCGCAUUUACGAAGCAUUCGGAGGAUUUAAAAAGAAAUCUGGCAGCUGUGUGCUCUUAUCAAUAUUUACCGGCUGAUCGUGUAAUUGUUCGUCAGAAUCGUAGAGCGGAAAAUCUUUAUUUUAUUAUGAAUGGCGAAGUCAGUUUGUCGAAAGUAUCGAUUGAUGAAUUAACAGGUGAUGAGAAAGUUAUAGACAUGGGUAUUAUGCACUCAGGGGAUAUGUUUGGUGAAGUUGCAUUAUUGCAUACAGUGCCGAGAACGUCAACGAUAAUCACUAAAACAUCAGUUGAUUUGCUCCUAAUUACUCGAGACGAUUUCGAUAACGUUUUACGCGAUAGUUUGACGAAGAAGUGGGACAUUCUUCGUGAUGCAUUAGUUCAUUUCAAUUAUUUCAAGUUGUGGGACGAAGAAACAGUACGAGAGUGUUGCAUUCUGAGUAAAUUGAUGGACUUUAAGCCUAACGAGGUUUUGUUAGGCGAUGGAAGAGGAAUGGUGAAUUACGUGCAUUUUAUUCUAAGUGGUAAAUGUCGCCUUAUUGAACAUAUGCUCGUUCGCGAGCAUCUUUCUUAUCAUGAAAUGCAAUACGAAUUGUAUGAUUCUGAAACUUUUGGACCACAAAUACAACCAAGAAAAGUGUCGAGAAAAAUUGAAGAACCUGAGAUUGAAUCAACUCAACUUGACAGACCCAUAAAAUCUGUUGAAACGCAGGACGAAGUUGAUCAAUCAAGCAUCGUCACCGCCACACUUUUUGACGUUGUUAAAGGGUGGCAUGAAAUUACUGAUAUUGCGGCGAUAUUAAUGCAAGAACCAUCCGUUACGUCUCAAUUACAUUAUCCGAGUGAUGUUCGUACUAUAUUCAUGCAAAUAUGCACUUUUACCCGGGGUGCGUGUUUUGGUUUAGGAGAAAAAAUGCUCCAUCGAAGAAUAGUAGCGAUUACUCCAGUACGAUGUUUUCUUAUUCCACGAUAUUGGUUGCUUGAGCACAACCGUGCCAAUAUCUGGGGCCGUGUGAAACAGUUUAUGGACUCAAAAUAUCCAACUAAGAAACAGCUGUUUAAUGAAUUUCUGCUAAAUCGAAAAUGGAUGGCAUACAAGCAAAAUUUAGUUACAGAUGUUAUUAAACGACGUGGUCAUUUUCGUAGUAAUACAACAAUACAUGACGUGCCGUAUUCUAUAAGAAUUACAGAUGAGAUAGAUCCAAAAUUUUAAUUACAUACUUUGCACAUCGUUUUUAUUAAAUCAAUAUUAUUUUUAAUAAAUAACAGUGUAGUACACAACACAAUAUUGGAGUAUAUACACAUUUAUUUAAAAAUUUGCAGAAAUAAAAUUUAGAUGCAUUAUUUAUCUUA